Messenger RNA from Manihot esculenta (cassava), 1296 nucleotides. RefSeq names its product transcription factor MYB44. Gene Ontology annotation, biological process: regulation of DNA-templated transcription. The transcript has a single exon. NCBI's taxonomy places the organism in Eukaryota, Viridiplantae, Streptophyta, Magnoliopsida, Malpighiales, Euphorbiaceae. Gene Ontology annotation, cellular component: nucleus. The record is from RefSeq and is a predicted model, not a curated record. The coding region runs from base 167 to 1036 and encodes 289 amino acids. Gene Ontology annotation, molecular function: DNA-binding transcription factor activity, RNA polymerase II-specific; RNA polymerase II cis-regulatory region sequence-specific DNA binding.
CCCCUCUCUCUGUUCUCUCAUAAAAACCGAAGGUCAGGCUACGCCACUUCUCCCACCGUCACCAACGAGAUACGGACCUCCGUCGCACCGUUAAUUUAUUUAAACCUUUUCGUUAUUUAAUUUGCAAUUCGGGUUGAUUAGGAAGUUGUUGGGAUUUUCUCAAUCCAUGGCUUCUACUGAUAGAGAAGAAAUUGGCCGGAUCAAAGGUCCAUGGAGCCCCGAAGAAGACCAGGCGUUAAAGAGAUUGGUCCAAAACCAUGGCGCGAGAAACUGGUCUUUGAUAAGCAAAUCGAUUCCUGGUCGAUCGGGAAAAUCUUGCCGGUUGCGGUGGUGCAACCAGCUCUCCCCUGAGGUCGAACACAGACCAUUUUCACCUGAAGAAGAUGAGGCCAUUAUUCAGGCACAUGCUCGCUUCGGCAACAAGUGGGCGACCAUCGCUCGCCUUCUCAAUGGCCGGACAGAUAACGCCAUAAAAAACCAUUGGAACUCCACUCUCAAGCGAAAAUGCUCCUCCCUCUUUGAAGACUUGAGCGACGAUGCACAUGCCCAAGUCCAACAGCCUCUCAAAAGAUCCGCUAGCGUUGGUGCGGCUACGGUUUCGGGUCUUCAACUUAACCCGAGUAGUCCAUCCGGAUCCGAUGUCAGCGAUUCCAGCUUACCCGGUAUGGCUUCUUCUCCUGUUUACAGGCCCCUUGCGAGAACGGGUUCCCUCCAAGCGGGUCUUUCAAUCGAUGCUGCAUCUUCCACCACCGAUCCGCCGACAUCCUUGAGCCUAUCUCUUCCUGGGUCGGAUUCUUUCGAAGCAUCAAAUCAGGUAUCUAUAAUCGGGUCAGGAUCCGGAUUCAAUCAUGGGGUGACCCCGAUACAUGUUGUACAGACACAAUUGGUGCUGCCAACUGCCGUGCCAGUGGAGCAAGCUGCAACUACACAGCAGAACGGAGUUGGGUUUGAGAAGCAAUUCUUCAGGCCUGAGUUUUUGGCAAUGGUGCAAGAGAUGAUAAGGAAGGAAGUGGGAAGAUACAUGUCUGGUAUUUAGCUGAAAUGGGAUUAGUGGAAUCGAGUAGAGAAACAGAGUAGUUUGCUGGUGAGUCGACUCGGGAGGAAUCGGAGGAGAGACUGUUAAGGGAAAUGAACGGGAAAAAGAAAAUGAUAUUUUCUUUAUUUAAGUUGCUUUAAUGGUUAAUAGUUGCUUUAUACAGAAAUAAUAAUUUUGGUAGUGUACAGAGGAACAAAUUGAUAUGUAAAGGGCUCUGUUCAUGUGAGGAGGAGAAUGGACAAAGGAAAAUCCUUUUUGAA